GUGGCGUCAACUACGACUCGGCACCCACCAACCAGCUAGCCACUUGAGUCGAAAUCCGGUUAACGACUAUAACAAGAGACCAUUUACCGCCAAAUCAAAGAGCAGCCGCGAGCCAGCACACGUGAAAAUCCGAUUUGCUUCGUCUCCCUAUCCUCGGCUUAGCCUUCGAUGUCGUCGGUCGCCGGCAUUCAAGAUCGCCUCCUCGAAGUCACGGUGGUUGGUUGCAGCAAAUUGAAGGACACGGAAUGGAUUUCGAAGCAGGAUCCCUACGUUUGCCUGGAAUAUGGCAGCACCAAGUUCCGCACUCGGACCUGCACCGACGGCGGCAAAAACCCUAUAUUUCAAGAUAAGUUCACGUUCAAGAUGAUUGAGGGGCUUCGGGAGCUGGACGUUAGGGUUUGGAACAGCAACACGGUCACUCUCGACGCCUUCAUUGGCAGCGGAAAGGUUCAAUUGCAAAAGGUUUUGACUGAGGGCUACGAGGACAGCACAUGGCCGCUGCAGACUAAAUCCGGCAGGCAUGCAGGAGAAGUUAGACUUAUACUGUACUAUGGAAAUGCCAAGAAGACAGCAACAAACUACGUUCCGUCAGCUCCAACAUAUGUAACACCAUCAGCCCCUCAGGUCCCUAUGUACUCUACACCACCACCAUCUGCAGCUCUUUAUUCGUCUCCGGCCCCUCUUUAUUCGUCACCACCCCCCGCUAACCCAACACAGGCCCAGUAUUCUUUGCCCCCACCCGGUUCAGCUACUUAUCCUCCUCCGGGACCAUACACUCCCCCUCCACCAGCUGCUCAUCCUCCACCAUACAUGAUACCUCCACAAUACCAACAGCAACCUCCAUAUCCACCACCUCCACAGGCGGCGCCCUUCUAUGUUCCUGGCCCACACACUGGCAUGUAUCCUCCGCCACCAUACUGAGACAAAUCUCCUCUGACUCCAAGGUCGAAGAACAAGAUUUCCAAUCUACUAAUAGCCAUGUAUGUUUUCGGCCUUGGCUGACUCUCCUUUCUAACAUCAAGGUUUCAAUGCUUCUGAUGACAAAUUUUUCUGGUGCUUGCCAGUGAAAUUGUUGAUAAGUUGUAUUUUGAAUAAUGUGUCCGUGACACAUAUCUUCGUUUGGUCAUUUUAUUUGCCUUCAACUAGGGCAUAUCUUGUUUGAUUUUGCUGUAAGAGCUGUUAAUAUGAAAUUAUACACACAAAGUUGUUUAAACUAAUGUGCUUAAACCAUUUGUUUGCCUACAA
Messenger RNA from Diospyros lotus (date-plum), 1245 nucleotides. RefSeq names its product protein SRC2-like. The coding region runs from base 169 to 921 and encodes 250 amino acids. The record is from RefSeq and is a predicted model, not a curated record. NCBI's taxonomy places the organism in Eukaryota, Viridiplantae, Streptophyta, Magnoliopsida, Ericales, Ebenaceae. The transcript is spliced from 6 exons.